Saccostrea cuccullata (small rock oyster) is the source of this 1986-nucleotide messenger RNA. Its product is annotated as alkaline phosphatase-like. Gene Ontology annotation, biological process: dephosphorylation. Bases 156 to 1739 code for a protein of 527 amino acids. Gene Ontology annotation, molecular function: alkaline phosphatase activity. NCBI's taxonomy places the organism in Eukaryota, Metazoa, Mollusca, Bivalvia, Ostreida, Ostreidae. The record is from RefSeq and is a predicted model, not a curated record. The transcript is spliced from 10 exons.
AACAGGUAUAAAAGGCAUUGUGAUUAUCUGUAUAGUCAAGAGCGUUUUGUGACCGAUUGUUAUCGGAGAGAUUUGGUGCUAAUUUCUAGGACCCCAACAAACAUAAAAACGGACAGUGACCUUUUGUACACAAACCGUUACACCAUCGUGUAAGCAUGAUUCUGACCCGAGUGUGUUUGUUUUUUACUUUUAUCCAACUUGGAGCCCCCCAAAAUGAAGAACCCAGUCAUUGGCUUAGAUUGGCAGAGGAUGAACUGGAAACUGCGCUAAGAAGAACAGCUAACACAAACAGAGCGAAGAAUGUGAUUCUGUUUAUAGGGGACGGUAUGGGGCUGACCACCGUCACGGCGGCCCGGAUAUACAAAGGUCAGCUCAACGGACAGCCAGGGGAGGAAAGUGUCCUGGAGUUCGAGAAGUUUCCAAAUGUCGGCUUAUCCAAAACGUACCUGCCCGACAGACAAGUGGCGGAUUCAGCCGCCACAGCCACAGCGAUGCUGACCGGUGUCAAGACAAACUGGUACAAUGUGGGGGUGACGGGGAAAGCCAAAUUUGGGGACUGCAAUUUUCCCAAAGAAGCCGAGAUAGACACCAUUUUUCGCCAGUCAGAAAUGGAAGGGAAAUCUACUGGAAUUGUUACAACUUCUAGAAUAACGCACGCCACGCCUGCUGCAGCUUACGCCAAAGUCCCUCAGCGUUACUGGGAGACGGACGCCGACUUACUACGAUAUAACGUAACGGGGCGCUGUACAGAUAUAGCGCGACAACUCAUCUACGAUAACAACGAAAUUGAUGUGAUUUUUGGAGGCGGUAGACGAGCAUUUUUCCCUAAUACAACGAGAGACCCGGAAACAAACUCUAGCAAUUUGCGAAAAGACGGUCUGAAUUUGAUUCGGGAAUGGAGGACCAUUAUGGAGGAUACUGGUCAGAGUUAUAAGUAUGUGGAGAACACAGAAGAGUUCCAGUCUGUCGACCCCUCUGUCACGGAUAAAGUUCUGGGAUUGUUCGAUAGUAGCAAUAUGCCGUACGAGCUGAACCGAAAUAAUGGACCGGAUGGAGAUCCCUCUCUUCAGGAAAUGACGAAAAAGGCCAUCGAAAUCUUGCAGAAGAACGAGAAUGGGUUCUUUUUGCUAGUUGAAAGUGCCAGAAUCGAUCACGGACAUCAUGACAGUAAAGCUAAGAUUGCUCUAACGGAGACGAUUAUGUUGGACAAAUCUGUAAAGGUGGCGGCGGAAAUGACGAGUUCAGAGGACACACUUAUCAUCGUAACAGCCGACCAUUCUCACGUGUUCAACAUCGCGGGGUAUCCAAAACGAGGCAAUGAUAUCCUAGGUGUCGUCAAGCCCAUUCCCAGAGCUUGGUUCCCCGCAGACAACAAAGCCUUCACCACCCUACUGUACGCUAAUGGACCCGGAGGUAUCCUACCCAACAAACCAAGGCAUGACCCCGACAAAGUGGACACAACUGCUGAUAACUACGUACAGACAAGCGCCGUGCAUUUGGAGGUAGAGACGCAUGGAGGCGAGGAUGUUCCCGUCUAUGCACGUGGUCCCUGGUCACACCUUAUACACGGCGUGCACGAGCAACAUUACAUCUAUCACGUGAUGUCACUAGCUUCGUGUGUGGGUACACAAAAGACAAAGUGUCCCAAAUCUGUAAAUGCUGGGAAGACUGACACAACGAAUCGCAUCACAGUAUUGAGUCUUGUGACAGUUUUAUGUUAUCUGAUCAACUCAUUAUGAUAUCAUCUUUAUGUAGAUUUGUAAAAUCAUUUUCUUUCUGUUUGAAUGUAUUAAAUGUGGCGCAUUCCUUUUCAUAUGGGAAAGUUAAAGUUGUAAAAUAAGUAUCUCGUUGAGACUUCGCAAUAUACCUGGUAAUUAAUAUAGAUUCACUUUAAUAUCCAAGACCUCUAAAUUUGAAAUAACCCCCCUCCAAGAAAUAUUUCUAAAAUUUGUUGUUGUUUUAUUUUAAGAUUUCAAACUUACCAUA